UUAAGCACUAAUCUCUCUCUGUCUCUCUCUCCCCCAAUCCUCCUUAGGGGACACACCUACACAACAAAGGAGAAAAAAGACAGAAGAGAAUAGCGCCUAAUCAAACCUUUUACAAACAGAUAGACACAACAUCGGAUCGGAACAACAACAAAACCAAUCCCCUCCCUCGCCGGAACAAAACUCAUCCCAUGUUGUUCGCGAGAAAAGGGGGCAAUUCAAGAUGAGAAUAAUAAUAAUAAUGCUUCAGAAAUGCCGUCAAGAUUGAAUUUUUCCCACCGCUUUUCUUUCAUUGCGAUGAUCAGGGUCGUGUACGUUGCCGCGGCGGCGGCGGCGAAAAUAGGCGGACGACGGCGGGGGAAUGUGGCUGUUCCGUCCAUUGUUGUUGCGUUUAUUGCUGUGUGGUUGUUUUCGUCACCCGCAUGGGCUGCGCCGCCGCGAGACGGGGAAGCUCAAACUCUCGCCGGCGCCGGCUCCGCCGCCGCUCUGAUGGAAUUCAAGAAUUCCCUCGUGUCGGGUCCCACCGGCGUAGCCGUCGAGCGCGCGCUUGUCUCCUGGAACCUCUCGACCAGCCCCUGCGUCGGGAACGUCGGGAAUUGGUUCGGCGUGCGGUGCUUCAACGGCGACGUAAUGGGGCUCCAGCUAGACAACCUGAACCUCGCCGGCGACAUCGACGUGGACGCCCUGUUGCCGUUGCGUUUCCUCCGAAUUUUAAGCUUCGAGCACAACAACUUCGAAGGGUUGAUGCCGGAUUGGAAAAAACUGGGCGCCCUCAAGUCUCUUUUCCUGUCCAAUAACCGACUCUCCGGCCAGAUCGCCGACGAUGCUUUCUCCAGCAUGGGUUCUUUGAAGAAAGUCCAUCUGGCUAACAAUAAAUUCACCGGAAAAAUCCCCACCUCCCUGGCAACCACCGCCAGACUCCUGGAGUUGAGGCUCGAAAACAAUGCCUUCACCGGUCACUUGCCGGAGUUCCGCGCCGGACUCACUGUGUUCAACGCCUCUAAUAAUCAACUCGACGGACCAAUCCCUCCAGCUCUAUCUUCCCUGGAUCCCUCUGUAUUUUCCGGCAACAAGGGACUAUGCGGAAAGCCUCUAAAGUCAAGUUGUGACGCUCAAAGCCCUCCUCCAAAACCGUCUCCCCAUGGUGGCGGAGGCGGCGGCGCUACCAAUGCUGAAACUCCAUCUUCAUCGUCAUCGUCUAAAAUCCUAAUGAUUCUAGCAAUAUGCUUGUUGGCCGUGGCAAUACUCAUUUCACUCCUCAUCAUUUCUCGCGGCAGCGGCGGCGGUCAAGAGAACUCACAGGCGGCGUCAGACAAAGGGACACGCGACCCCUUAUUCUCGCCCUACAACAACGCCGGUGCCAGCCCCGCCUCCGGCGGCACCGCCACGACGCGGGCAUCACCGUCGUCUGAUAGGGCGGCGGGAGGCAGCACCCCGAACACGAACAGCAGCUCCAGAGCCGGCGAUGCGUCGGGGGCGUCCCCGGCGGUCGGAAAGUUGGCGUUCAUGAGAGCGGAUCGGACGCAUUUCGAUCUGCAGGACUUGCUGAGAGCGUCGGCGGAGGUGUUGGGCACCGGAAGCUUGGGGUCCUCCUACAAGGCGGUGCUUAUGGACGGGCAGUCCGUUGUGGUGAAGAGAUUCAAGCAUAUGAAUCUGGUGGAAAGAGAAGACUUCCAUGAACACAUGAGACGCAUUGCUCGCCUUGAACACCCCAAUUUGCUACCUCUUAUUGCCUAUUACUACCGAAAAGAAGAGAAAUUGAUGAUCUCUGAUUUCAUGUCCUCUGGUAGCUUGGCUGCUCAUCUUCAUGGCAAAGAGUCCAGGCUUGAGUGGGCUAAAAGAUUGAAGAUCAUCAAGGGAGUGGCGAAGGCACUAAUGUAUCUUCACAAGGAGCUAUCAAGCAUGGUUCUUCCACAUGGCCACCUCAAGUCCUCCAACGUGCUUCUCGACAAGUCCUCCAACCCAAUCGUCAUGGACUACGCACUGGUCCCGGUGGUCAACCCCGACGAGCUUCCAAGCCUCCUCACCGCCUACAAGUCGCCGGAGUACACCAACCUCCACCGACCCACCAGAAAAACCGACGUCUGGAACCUUGGAGUACUCAUUCUGGAGACCCUAACCGCCACGUCUCCGUCCAAGCACCAGGACUCCCAACUCCGGACUUGGAUCAGCUCCAUCGCCGCCAAAGACGCCGAGGCCGACGACGAUCGGGCCGAAACCAUCUUUGACUCAAAGAUGGCCGGCGACGCCAAAAACAGCAGAGGACAAAUGCGAAAGCUCCUCAAGAUCGGCGUGGCUUGCUGCCAUGAAGAUCCGGAGGCGAGGUUGGAGUUGAAGGAGGCGGCUGAAAGAAUCGAAGCUUUGAAGGAGAGGGACAAUCAAUGAAACCUAACGGACUUGCAUUAUAUUAUAUUGCCCAGUUGAUAACGUUAGAUGCAUGAUUAUUGAGCAUUUUAUAUGCAUUUAUGUAUACUUAUUACGAUACUAUACGUACGUGUAUUGUAAGUGCUAACCCUAUUGUAUGUAUGUAUAUAUGUAUGCCCUUAGUUGCAAGCUCUUAACUUUUAAUGCAACCAAAAUAGUUGGAGUAGU
Molecule: messenger RNA, 2589 nt
Organism: Ipomoea nil (Japanese morning glory)
Lineage: Eukaryota; Viridiplantae; Streptophyta; Magnoliopsida; Solanales; Convolvulaceae
Product: pollen receptor-like kinase 1
Exons: 4
Coding region: 250-2382 (710 amino acids)
Biological process (GO): protein phosphorylation
Molecular function (GO): ATP binding; protein binding; protein kinase activity
Source: RefSeq, a predicted model, not a curated record